AGAAACAAAAGCUGUUGGUUAUUUAGUUGAACCACCAGAACGUAUUGAACCAAUGCAACCGGCUAAACAUACACAAACAGAUAUUGUUUAUAUUCGAUUUCUUGUACGACCAUUCACUGGGGAACAGCUGCGUCAAAUGAUUGUAACACAUUAUGGUCCAGUUGUUGACCUGUGGUUAGAUAAAAUCAAAUCAUCUUCACUUGUCCGUUUGCAAAGUGUUGAAUAUGCUACAAAAUGUCGUGAUGGUUUGGACGGUAGUCGUUGGCCAUCAAUGAAUCCACGUGUGCUACGUUGUGAUUAUGCAAGUAUAGAUUUAUUUGAAUGGAUGAAAGUCAACGGGGAUUCGAAUGAUCUUCAACCACCAAAGCAUCUAUUACUUGGUGGGGAUAAUUCUUCGUCAAAUGUAAAUACUACCAUGAUGAUGGUUGGUGAUAAACCAGAUAAUGAUUUUAUGACAUCUAGUGAUAAGAAACCUACUGAUUUACGACGGAAAUUAGAACGAAGCAAUCGAGACGUUGAACAGCCUGUUUCCGUCAAUAAAUCUCGACAAGGUGACAUUAAAGAGGCUCCGAUAGGGGAACUGAAACGUAA
Molecule: messenger RNA, 591 nt
Organism: Schistosoma turkestanicum
Lineage: Eukaryota; Metazoa; Platyhelminthes; Trematoda; Strigeidida; Schistosomatidae
Source: the annotation of a GenBank genome assembly